This is a messenger RNA of Symbiodinium sp. CCMP2592, 1281 nucleotides long. The record is from the annotation of a GenBank genome assembly. Lineage: Eukaryota; Dinophyceae; Suessiales; Symbiodiniaceae.
AUGUCUUUCGGUAUCGAUUGGUUGGCAUGGCAUGUCUUGGCACAUGCCGCGCAAAUCAUAGCGUCCACCGCAUCGUCCAGCUUCAGCAGCAGUUGCCGGCAGAAAGCUGAAGUCGUUGCGAUGGAGGAAACACAAGCUCACCAGGAUGCAGAAGAGGUAGUUGAAGUGCAACCGCCCAGUCAUGCAGAUGAAGCUGCUGAAGCCUUCGAAGAAGAAUGUCCAACUGACGAUGACACUUUGCCAGAGGAGAAAGUCCUGAGCUUGAGCUGUCAUCAAUGUCAACGAUUGCUUUGUCGACGCGGCAUGCGUGUACAUCUUGUAUGUGACGAACGAGUUUCGCUGUUUUCAACCGACUUUCGUCCGAUGCACGUUACGGAGGCUGACGAAGAAAGACUCCAUGGCGCUUGCGAAUGCCGUGUGCGGGACGUUAUUUGUGCAUGCGAACAUCGCGUUGGCUACCAUGUCAUCCUGCCACCAACCAACUCUGUCACAGACUUCCUGCUGUGUGUGGAGCUUACCACCUGUCUGGUCAUCUGGCUUCGAUCAAGGCCGAAAGUGGUGAAAAAACAUGCGCUGUUCAAUUCCUACGCGCUGAACCUCCUUGGCGGAGCGGCUUGGACCGCCUCAGGUGUGUAUGUUCAUCUCUUCGAGCCGCUGCCGCAGGAGCCAACAAUCGCGUGGCAGAUUUUCCUCAACAUGGGUGCCACCACUCCAUUUCUUUUCCCACUGGUGGUGCGGGAUGCCUUCUACCGGGACACCAUCUCGUCUAGUGCUGCAAGACUGCAGGACAUCAGUGCUGCAGUUUGUGCGCUGUUGUAUGCAUUGCUUGCCUGGGGAAGCUUUGAUCUGGCUGGAAGGAAGCUCCCUCCGAUCCCUGUUUCGCCGUGGCAUGCGAUAGAUGGGCGCAGCUAUGCUGGUGCAGCUUUCGGUGUCAAGUUCGACCUGUUGUCGUCGAUGCCAUCCGGGCGUUCGGAUUCGCAGUUUGUCCUCAGCGCCCUCUUCAUGGCCUCCAAUGCUCUCAGUUCUCUGCUGCUGUUGAAUGUCUGCUACAACCGUGCCAAGGACCUUACGACGGCUCAGCAACGCGUGGCACGUGUUCUUGCUGUUUUUGUGUUCGCCAUGCUCGCAAACUGCCACCUGUUGGCGGUCCUGGUUGCUGGAGGAUAUGGCUCACCAGCGCUGCCGCUGGACAUCUUCCACGUCGCACAAGGUCUGAUUAUCGGCAUCUGCUUCACCCAGCUACGAGAGGUACUUCUUGAGGACAAGGCAAAGGAUGCGUAG